AUGGUGCUCCAUAGCUUUCAAGAGUGCGUUGCCGGUAGAAUCUGUAUUGCUGCAUCCUCAAAAAGUAUAUUGGGCGUUGAAAUCGCCCAAAAGAAUGACCGUAACGCCGUUGUUAGCGGAGAAGGAAAGUCUUCCAUUGAGGGCAAACAAGUAUUCUUUGCCGGGGAAAGGGAUGAAGAAGGAGAGUGGACGUAUGAAAAAGCGGGAGGGAAAUCAGUGAUAGAUUAUGGAAUUGUAAAUCUGGAGGCAGAAGAGAAAAUUAGAUGUUUUGAAAUAGGAUGCAGGGCAGAAUCAGAUCACCAGCCAAUAUUGAUAGAGUUAGGAAAGGAAUAUACAAGGCAGGAGAAGGAAAAAGAGAGCGAGGCAGAGAUGAUACAGGAUUGGUUAGAGGAGGGCAUAGAAAUAUUUAGGAAAAAUAUAGAGGAAGUAGAGUGGGAAAAAGGAGAGGGGGGAGGACGAUGGGAAGAAAUGGAAGAAGUAAUGAAAAGAGCACCUAAAAUGAAGAGGAAGGGUGGAAGGAAAGAGGUAGGAUGGGUACCAUGGUGGGAUAGAGAGUGUAGGGAGAAAAAGAGAGAGGUUAAUAGGGCGGGGAGAAGAUAUAGGAGAAGGAAGUCGGGAUAUGAGGAAUUUGUGAAAAAAAGAAGGGAAUAUAGGGAUACAUGUGAAAAGAAAGAAGUAGAGCAUAAGAAGCUUGAGGAGAGAGAGAUAGAAAAGAUUAUAACAGAAGCACAGGCAUGGGAAUUUAUAAAUAGGAGAAGGAAGAAAAAGGAGGGAAUAAGUAAGGAAAUUAAAAGAACGGAGUGGGUAGAGUAUUUUAAGACGGCAUUAGAGGGAGUUGACGAGAGAACGGCAGAAAUAGGAGAAAGACGGAAUGAAUUUAGAAAAGACGAAGGGAUAAGUCGGGAGGAAAUAAGACUAGAAAUAAAAAGAUUAAAGAAGGGUAAGGCGGCAGGGAUAGAUGGGAUAAGAAAUGAAGCAUGGAUGAUGGGGGGAGAUAAAGUAAGUGUAAAGUUAGAGGAAAUUUAUAGAAAGAUUUGGGAGGGAGAGGGAUUCCCAGAAAAAUGGAGAAUAGGAGUGGUAGUUCCGAUAUGGAAAAAAGGGGAUAAAAAUGUGGUAGGGAAUUACAGGGGUGUCACGCUUACAAGCACUGCGUAUAAGAUAUAUGCGAACAUUUUAAAUAAAAAGUUGGUGAAAGAGCUAGACGAGAAAGGAGGAUGGGGCAGAACGCAGGCAGGAUUUAGAAAAGGAAGAGGAACAAUAGAAAACAUAAAGAUCUUAAAACACCUAGUAGGAAGAAGACUAAAGGAGAAGAAGAAGGUGUGGGCAUUUUUUAUGGACCUAAAAGGAGCGUUCGAUAAAAUAGAUAGGAAGGUAUUAUGGGAAAUGAUGAGGAGAAGGGGAAUCAGUGAUGUACUGAUAGAAAGAGUAAAAGAAAUAUAUGAGGAGACAAGAUGCGUGGUAAGGAUAGGGGGGGAAGUCUCAAAGGAAUUUUGGGUAAAAAAGGGGGUAAGACAGGGGUGUCCUUUGAGUCCAACUCUGUUUAAUGUAUAUAUCGCGGAUUUAGAGGAGGAAUUAAGAAAAGGAAUAGGAGGAGUAAGAGUGGGAGGCGAUAAGGUGUGGUCGCUAGAAUAUGCUGACGACAUUGUGGUGGUGGCGGAAGAAGAAGUAGGCUUAAGGGCGAUGAUAAGAGGGAUACAAAGGUAUUUAAAAGAGAAGAAACUAGAGCUGAGCCCGGAAAAGUCGAAAGUUAUGGUGUUUAGAAAGAAAGGGGGAAGGGAGAAAGAAAGGUACUGGUGGUGGGGAAAGGAAAGAUUAGAGGAGGUAAAGGAAUAUAAAUAUCUAGGAUAUUGGGUGUCAAGAUACGGAGGGGAAACGGAACACGUGAGAGAUAGAAUUAGAAAAGCGAGGGUGGCCAUGGGAUGGGUGUGGAGUUACGGGGAGAGAAAGUUCAAGGGGGACGUAAGGUGGAGACUGAAGCUUUUUGACAGUAUUGUGAAAGGAAUACUUUUGUAUGGAGUGGAGAUACGGGGUUAUAAGGAAUGGAAAGAAAUAGAGGCUUUACAAGAAAAAUAUUUGAGAUGGAUACUAGGGGUGAAGAGCUGUACUCCUGGAUAUAUAGUUAGGGAGGAAUUGAAAAGGAACAAAAUGAGGGUGGAAACGGGGUGGAGAGCGGGAAGGUUUGAAGAGAGAAUACAGAAAGGAGAAGGAGGAGAGAUAGGGAGAGAAAGUAUAGUAGAACGGAGGAAAGAGGAAAGAGAAAAACGAAAGGAAGAAUGGACAAGGGAAAGCCUAGAGAGAAGGGAGUACUUAUGGAGAGGGGGGGUAAGCGAGGAAGCGCUUAAUGAAUGGGGAGAGGGAAAAUGGGAGCGAUUACGAGAAAGAGAUAUAGAAGUAGAUAUGCAGCAGAGAGGAGAAGAGGUGAGAACUUCAAGGUCGUGUAAAAAUUACAGAAAUGUAAUAGGAAUACCGGAAUACAUCAGAAAGAGUAAAAAGAGAGAGGGAAAGAAGAUGCAGAUGAUUGCGAGAUGGAGAUGUGGUAACGAAGAAAGAGGAAAUAUGUUUUGGAUGAAUGAAGAAGAGAGAAAAUGUAGAGUAUGCGAAAAAGAGAGAGAGGAUAUAAAACACAUGAAAGAAGAAUGUGUGUUACUUAAAAAGGAAAGAUGGAAUAGAAUAGAGGUGUUGCACGAAGAUGGAAGAGGAUUAGUAAGCAAGUAA
Molecule: messenger RNA, 2715 nt
Organism: Trachymyrmex septentrionalis
Lineage: Eukaryota; Metazoa; Arthropoda; Insecta; Hymenoptera; Formicidae
Exons: 4
Coding region: 1-2715 (904 amino acids)
Source: RefSeq, a predicted model, not a curated record